AGGAAAAGUCAUGUCACAGAGGAGGAGCUAUAGGCUUAAAUAAUGGACAGGGCAGUCAGUACUCUUCUGAGUGUAAAUCUUGGUCAGAGGUGGAUGCAAUGCAAACCAUUUUACCAGAAAAUACAACGUCAUAACUUCAUGAGAAGCAUGGAGGCUGAGCUGCACAACUCCUCACCGUCACUCCAGCAUUCUCACCUGUGCAUUUCUCUGGUGAUUCCCUGCCCCCUGGCAUACCCCUUACUGUCAUUUCUGCUGCAUCACAGUCACAGGCCUGAAACUGAAACUGAGUCUAUUUCUGUCACCACCUCCCCUCACACUUCUGGGAAAUCAUGCUAGGAGGGGCUUGGAAACAGAAACAAAGCCAGGGAGCAGGGCCAACAUGGAACAUUUAAGUGCUGCAAAUCAGAGACUCACACAAAAGACCAGAUACUCUUUCAAAGAGCUACACAGAGGAAGACAACAAUGUCACUGCUACAUGUGCCAUACACACAGUCUGUGUCAUUGUCUGUUGGUUCUUGUGUGACGAUCAAAGCGAAACCGAUCAUCUCUUUCAUCAAGGAUCCGCAGCUGCAGGUGGAUUUCCACACUGAGACGAAUGAGCACUCAGACAUUGCCUUCCAUUUCCGAGUGUACUUUGGCCAACGGGUGGUCAUGAACAGUCGUGUGCGUGGGGCCUGGCAGCAUGAGGUGACAUGCCACAAUAUGCCCUUUGAGGAUGGCAAACCGUUUGACCUGUGCAUCUCCCUGCAGGACAAUGAGUACCAGGUACUGGUAAAUGGCAAACACAGUUACAGCUUUCCUCAUCGAUUCCCACCAUAUUAUGUGAAGAUGGUGCAAGUAUGGCGGGAUAUCUCCCUGACUUCCAUCUGUGUCUGCAAUUCAGGGUGAUGUACACACUCCUUGUUGUUGGGGAACAACAGAAACUCCUCAUUUCUUUGUGACCAUGGAAUUCCCAGAGCCUGCAAACAGAAUGAUCUCUCCUUAUGCCUUCCCCUACCCUUGGUCAUUAAAACUUCACCAAAUUUUUCAUCA
This is a messenger RNA of Sapajus apella (tufted capuchin), 1032 nucleotides long. Its product is annotated as galectin-10-like. The coding region runs from base 463 to 888 and encodes 141 amino acids. Gene Ontology annotation, molecular function: carbohydrate binding. Lineage: Eukaryota; Metazoa; Chordata; Mammalia; Primates; Cebidae. The transcript is spliced from 4 exons. The record is from RefSeq and is a predicted model, not a curated record.